This is a messenger RNA of Lactuca sativa (garden lettuce), 957 nucleotides long. It is a transcript of the gene EDA3, whose product is annotated as DnaJ/Hsp40 cysteine-rich domain superfamily protein. Gene Ontology annotation, molecular function: protein-disulfide reductase [NAD(P)H] activity. Gene Ontology annotation, cellular component: chloroplast. Gene Ontology annotation, biological process: photosystem I assembly. The record is from RefSeq and is a predicted model, not a curated record. NCBI's taxonomy places the organism in Eukaryota, Viridiplantae, Streptophyta, Magnoliopsida, Asterales, Asteraceae.
CUAUCAUAUCCAUCAAUAAACGGUCUUCCAUAGCUGCUCAUCUUCUCCAAACAGAGCCUCUGUCGAGAAGGACGAAAUGGCGUUUAACCUUUCUUCUCCUUCUCCCUCCGCAAUUACACCUCUAUCUGCCCAUUCAAACCCUCGACAUGCUCUACAAUCCAAUUUGAAGUCGGUGAGCUAUCGCGUGAGAUGUAGCUUAGAAUCAGAGAGCUCUUCAGCAGAUGUUCCAGACACCUCACCAGAACCUAUCACGACAAAGACUCAAAACCAUUUGACAUCACGAAGAAGAUGCCUAGCAUGUUUAACUUCAUCAAUAGCUUUAAUAAGCAAUUCAAGUAGUCCCCAGGAAAAGGCAAUCGCAUCUGAUAUGAAACCAGGGUGUCGGAACUGUGGGGGCAGUGGUGCUAUUAUAUGUGAAAUGUGUGGUGGAACUGGAAAAUGGAAAGCUUUGAAUAGAAAACGAGCUAAAGAUACAUAUGAGUUUACUGAAUGCCCUAAUUGCUAUGGUAGAGGGAAACUUGUAUGUCCUGUUUGUUUGGGUACUGGUUUACCUAACAACAAAGGUCUUCUUAGGAGGCCUGAUGCCAAACAAUUGCUUGAAAAGAUGUAUAAUGGGCGCCUACUUCCAAACUCUUAAGGUGUCAUUUGGAAUUGGGUUUUGGGGUGAUUCUUGAAUAUGGUAAAUAGAGGAGCAAAAACUGUUUGGUAUAUAGAAGCGGCUUGAGGGCAAAAACGUAAUUGUCUUUAAGUUCAAGCUGCUGUUGAGAGGUUGAAUACAGGUUUCAGCUUUGUUCAUCUAUAAAAUAAGAUGAAACGACUAUUUUAUUAUGUAUUAUGUAUCAUGAUAUGAUGAAAGGAAGAUAGAUUAGCAAUCUGCUGAAACCUUCUAUAGAAUUUAAAAUGUAGCUUAUUGGAUACAAAUUUUGCACUAACAAGAAUGAAAGUUUAUGGUUAUUA